AUGGUCGUCGAUCAUGAAAUCAGUUUCAAGCCCGAUGGUGUCGACGGAGCAGAGACCGGUCUUUGCUUCUUCGCAGAAGACCAAAUUGAUUGGUCGCCGACAGGGUCAUGCGUGGCUGCUCGUAUGGCUCUAGCGCAUGCCAAGGGAACCAGGCAGCAGGUUCAGACAUGGGCAUACAACUCACUUGUCUCGAACCAUUUCAAUACCGGAGCCUUUGUUGCAAGUAUCGUCGAGGAGGAUGUGAAGAUAGAGGGUCCCAAUACAAAGACGGAUAGGAGCGGUGUCGUUGUUCUGGUCGAGGGAAACGCGUAG
Penicillium egyptiacum is the source of this 312-nucleotide messenger RNA. The record is from the annotation of a GenBank genome assembly. NCBI's taxonomy places the organism in Eukaryota, Fungi, Ascomycota, Eurotiomycetes, Eurotiales, Aspergillaceae.